Miscanthus lutarioriparius is the source of this 996-nucleotide messenger RNA. The record is from the annotation of a GenBank genome assembly. Lineage: Eukaryota; Viridiplantae; Streptophyta; Magnoliopsida; Poales; Poaceae.
AUGACGCCGUCCGACUACUCGGACGACAGGCUGCUAGCCUUUCUCCGCCUGAAGCUCGCUGGCGGGCCGCUCCUCGCCGCCGCCGCCAUGCAUUUCUACGAUGUCGACAUCUAUGCCGCCGACCCAGCCAUCCUCACAUCGGUCCACGAGCCGGCCCCGGCGAAGAAAGGGGAUGGCGAUUCCUGGUUCUUCUUCACCCACGUGAAGCCUAAGAGCAGCCGUGACACCCGCAAGUCUCGCCAGGUCGCUGGCGGAGUGGGCACCUGGCACUCCGAGCGUGCUCCCCGUGCCAUGUUCGACGACGAGGGUAACUGCAUCGGCCACUUACAGUAUUUCUCGUACAAGAUUAAGACCGGCAAGAACUUCAGUGAAAGGACUCAAUGGUAUAUGGUGGAGUUCAGCGACGACGAUCAACAAGGUAACCACGGCCGCAUCCAUGGCGGCGAGCCCGUGCUAGUUCUUUGCAAGAUCUAUAAGGCCCACUCUAAUUCUAGUUCUAGAUCAUCAACAGCGCACAAGAGAAAGCCCACUGACGAGCUCCUCAAUCAGGUCUCAUCUCCCGUGAAGGCAAAGCGCCGGCUUUUCGACUAUCCUGCUCCAAUUUCUACGGCGGCCGCGUCACAGGAACCGAUCAGCUAUAAAGCGUGGUAUGAACCUGCUGCUCGAUUGAAGGCUCUCAACAGUGGGAUCGAAUCCAAGCCAUCGCAGGACGAGGCAGAACCAGAGGCAUCGUACGAACAGGUCAUAUCUUAUCAACUUUCUUCUCCAUUGGAGUUUCUCUGCAGCGGGUUGCUACCCAAGCCGUCGCAUGAUGAGGAAGCAGAGCCUGAAGAACUAGAGACGUUGCAAGAAAAGCUGAGCUCUAGAGUCUCGUACAACUUGCUGGUGGCAUUGCUGGUGGCAGUACCAGACGUGCGCAUCAUGCCCUUCGCUCAUGUUCCACCGGCUCCUGCGGCGUCUUGGCUUUUCAGCGGCCCUGACAUUUGGAGUUGCUGA